Linnemannia hyalina is the source of this 1638-nucleotide messenger RNA. Lineage: Eukaryota; Fungi; Mortierellomycota; Mortierellomycetes; Mortierellales; Mortierellaceae. The record is from the annotation of a GenBank genome assembly.
AUGAGAAGAGACGUCCGCAUCCUUCUCCUGGGUGAUGAUGGUGUCGGAAAAAGCACCCUGAUCACCAGCCUCAUCAAAGAGUCCUUUGUAGCCAAUGUCCAACAUGUUAUCCCAGAGGUGACCAUCCCACCAGAGGUUACUCCUGACAAUGUUACUACCCACAUUGUGGAUACAUCAACCAGACCAGAGUACAGGGACACAUUGGAAACAGAGAUCAGGAAAGCUCAUGUUAUCUGUAUCGUGUAUGCCAUCGACGAGCCAGCAACCUUCAAUCGACUCAGCGGUCACUGGCUUCCAUACAUCCGCUCACUUGGCGUCAACGUCCCAGUUGUCCUUGUUGGAAACAAAAUCGAUCUGAGAGGUGAUGAUGUGUCUAACAAGCGUCUGGAGGAUGAGGUCGUGCCCAUCAUGAACGACUUCAAGGAAGUAGAAACCUGUGUUGAGUGUUCGGCCAAGCAACCCCUCAACGUCUCAGAAGUAUUUUACUUUGCGCAGAAGGCCGUUCUUCACCCAACAGCGCCAUUGUAUGAUUCUCGGGAACAUGUCUUAAAGCCCGCAUGUGUCGACGCUCUGCAGCGUAUCUUCAACCUUUGCGAUCUCGACAAGGAUGGCGUUCUGGAUGACGCGGAGCUCAAUGAAUUCCAGCGGAAGUGCUUCAACGCGCCUCUACAGCUGCAGGAAUUGGAGGCUGUGAAGGAGGUGGUCAAGGAGCAUGAGACAGAAGGCGUUAACGAAAUUGGACUGACAGAAGUCGGGUUUCUGUUUCUUCAUACGCUUUUCAUCCAGCGAGGCCGACUGGAGACGACAUGGACAGUGCUACGACAAUUUGGAUACGGCGACGACCUGACAUUACGGGAAAGUUUCUUGUGCCCAAGAGUUGAAAUUCCUAUCGAUUGCUCGGUGGAAUUGAGCCCUAAAGGAUACCAGUUCUUCACAGAACUCUUCCAGGUGUUUGACAAGGACAAGGAUAGUGCGCUGAAGAAGAGCGAGCUGGAGGCACUGUUUAAGACUUCUCCAGGAAACCCAUGGGCACAUACGGCGUUUCCUCAAACGACCAUUACCACGGAGCUUGGAGCCGUUACCCUGCAAGGAUUCUUGGCUCAAUGGAGUAUGACAACUAUGCUGGACUACCAGUUGACUUUGAGAUACCUGGCUUACCUUGGAUUUGAAGGAGAUACCACAACGGCUAUCAAGGUGACCCGGCCUAGAAAGAUCGAUCGGCGAAAGGGCAAGGUCCAAAGGAACGUCUUUCUCUGUUAUGUAUUUGGAGCUCCGAAGUCUGGCAAGACUUCGUUACUUCGUGGUUUCUUGGACAAGCCGUUCUCGGACCAGUACGAACCAACUGCUCGGCCCUUUGCAGUUGUCAACUCGGUGGAGAUUAAAGGCGCCGAGAAAUAUCUAGUGAUGGAGGAGUUUGGCACACAGUAUGAGGCUGAGGUACUCCAGAACAAGAAGCGGCUGGACAAGUGCGACCUGUUGUGCUUUGUGUUUGAUUCAAGCGACGUGAAUUCGUUUUCGUAUGUUGUGAACCUUAGGUAUAUCAGUCAAGUCGCGGCAGAUGGCGGACCUAUUCAAUAUUUUGACAGCGGUAGCAAUGUGCCCGUCGAUUGCAACGCCGGCCGGGUUUCUGGACGCUAA